UGUGAUAUACAGCUAACUCUAUCUAGGAAUGGGCUCGCCUUCGAGUCAACUCGGGUCUACCGAACGCGGCGCACAUCCUUAUCCCGUGCUGUUGCCGUCUGAUUAGAUGCUUUCAUUCAUUUCUGCUGUUGCCUGCGUAUUACAGCACUCUUACUCUGGGGACCUAUAUCACUCUGUGGAGGACAGAGAAUGCACUGGUGGAAAGUACACUCCUCGCAUUCCAUGAUCUCAGAACCCACUGCUUGUUACUCACUACUGGCCGUCAUCUGGAAGGAAGAGGGACAGUAUAACUCCCCAGGACUGCCACCGAACAUUUCAAUGCCUUCUACCGGAGCAGGGUUACCAUCUACAAGUUCCACGCCUAACAUGGAGGAACCAGCCAACAUGACGACUGUGGUUUCAACAACGACUAUUUCUGAAUCAGAGUCCACUACCAGUCUAGUGGUCCAGGCAUCACCCGUUCCCUCUGAUCCUCCAACAUCAGCUCGUAGGCUUGUGAUCCUGGGGACUGUGAUCGGCAUCGUUGUUUUGGUAUCCUUACUCCUAAUCCUCGUGGUUUUCCUCCUCCGACGGCGGAAAACGCAGGAGAAGAAUACCGAUAGGGAAUCGCAGAUUCUAGAGCCAUACUGUCAGGACAAGGUUUCUUGUGUUACGCCGUGUCAAGGGUCUCCUGUGAGUCAGGACCAGGGGGAAGUGGUCUGUGAUAGAGCGAGACUUGAGGAGUUGGAGUCGACUGUUCAGCUUCUCUUGAACCGGCAGAGACAGUCAGCAGUAGUGUCGGAAAUGGAACAUGAUCCUCCGCCUGAUUAUGCGUCAACGAGGCCAAGUCUUAGCGUUGAUAGGACUGGCCGCAGGAUCUCUACGAAUUCCGGUUGACGGGCUGUUCAGUUUGAUGUUUGGAGUGGUGGAAGAUGCCCGGUUCACCAAAGGGCCAUUCGACAGGCGUAGACUAAUCCAAAAAUUCUCUCGAGAUUUUGUGGGAGAAUUAAAUGAAUUAUCUCCCUGUCGUCACAAGUACAUCCUAGCAUAACAUUUUCAAACGCAACGUAAGGAAAGAGGCCAGAGAAUCAUUAUCGAUUUUCGAGAUUUCAGUUUGAACUGAUGAGAGUCAAGGGCGAGAACAGCUAUGACGUCACUGUCU
Desarmillaria tabescens is the source of this 1141-nucleotide messenger RNA. RefSeq lists its product as uncharacterized. The coding region runs from base 190 to 876 and encodes 228 amino acids. The transcript has 3 exons. The record is from RefSeq and is a predicted model, not a curated record. NCBI's taxonomy places the organism in Eukaryota, Fungi, Basidiomycota, Agaricomycetes, Agaricales, Physalacriaceae.